ACUUCCGGCAAGGGAGUGACGGGCGCGGCCUGGGCGGCGGCGGCGGCGCAUCCUAAGGUGGCGGCUGUCUGAGGUGCUAGCGGCCCGUGGACUCGGGCACCGGAACGAGCCGCGCUGGCGGCGGCGGCGAUAGCCGCGAUGAUGGAAAUCCAGAUGGACGAGGGCGGAGGUGUGGUGGUGUACCAAGACGACUACUGCUCGGGCUCGGUUAUGUCGGAGCGUGUGUCGGGCCUGGCGGGCUCCAUCUACCGCGAGUUCGAGCGCCUCAUCCACUGCUAUGACGAGGAGGUGGUCAAGGAGCUCAUGCCGCUGGUGGUGAACGUGCUGGAGAACCUGGACUCGGUGCUGAGCGAGAACCAGGAGCACGAGGUGGAGCUGGAGCUCCUGCGUGAGGACAACGAGCAGCUGCUCACGCAAUACGAGCGCGAGAAGGCGCUGCGCAAACAGGCCGAGGAGAAAUUCAUUGAAUUUGAAGAUGCCUUGGAGCAGGAGAAGAAAGAACUACAGAUCCAGGUAGAACAUUAUGAGUUUCAGACACGUCAGCUGGAGCUAAAGGCCAAAAACUAUGCAGAUCAGAUUUCCAGAUUGGAGGAACGGGAAUCGGAGAUGAAGAAGGAGUACAAUGCCCUACACCAGCGGCACACAGAGAUGAUCCAGACCUAUGUGGAACACAUUGAAAGAUCCAAGAUGCAGCAAGUUGGGAGUAGUGGCCAGACAGAGAGCAGCCUGCCAGGGCGGAGUCCUCGCCAGUCGUGGAGGAAAAGCAGGAAGGAGCGUCCCACCUCUCUGAAUGUCUUCCCCCUGGCUGACGGCAUGGUACGUGCACAGAUGGGGGGCAAGUUCGUGUCUGCGGGGGACCACUGGCACCUGAGUGACCUCGGCCAGCUGCAGUCCAGCUCCAGCUACCAGUGUCCAAAUGAUGAGAUGUCUGAGUCAGGCCAGUCCUCAGCAGCUGCUACUCCCAGUACCACAGGUACCAAGUCCAACACACCCACGUCCUCCGUGCCCUCAGCAGCAGUUACACCACUUAAUGAGAGCCUACAGCCCCUGGGAGAUUAUGGCAGUGUCACAAAGAACAACAAGCGGGCCCGAGAGAAGCGCAACAGCCGCAACAUGGAGGUCCAGGUUACCCAGGAGAUGAGGAACGUCAGCAUCGGUAUGGGCAGCAGUGAUGAGUGGUCUGAUGUUCAAGACAUUAUCGACUCUACCCCAGAGCUGGAUGUCUGUCCGGAAACCCGUCUGGACCGCACAGGAAGCAGCAGCCCAACCCAGGGAAUCGUAAACAAAGCUUUUGGCAUCAACACUGAUUCCCUGUAUCAUGAACUAUCUACAGCAGGGUCUGAGGUCAUCGGGGAUGUGGAUGAGGGAGCCGACCUCCUAGGUAAACACAGCCUGUCUAUCACCUAUGAACUAUCUACAGCAGGGUCUGAGGUCAUCGGGGAUGUGGAUGAGGGAGCCGACCUCCUAGGGGAGUUCUCAGUGCGCAAUGAUUUUUUUGGAAUGGGCAAAGAAGUGGGGAACUUGCUGCUGGAGAACUCGCAGCUUCUAGAGACAAAAAAUGCUUUGAAUGUGGUGAAGAAUGACCUCAUUGCCAAGGUUGACCAACUGUCAGGAGAGCAGGAAGUGCUGAAGGGUGAGCUGGAAGCCGCCAAACAAGCCAAAGUCAAGCUGGAAAACCGAAUCAAAGAACUUGAAGAAGAGCUGAAACGAGUCAAGUCAGAGGCAGUAAUCGCACGCCGUGAGCCCAGAGAAGAGGUGGAGGAUGUAAGCAGCUAUCUCUGUACAGAAUUGGACAAAAUCCCUAUGGCUCAGCGCCGACGCUUCACAAGGGUAGAGAUGGCCCGAGUGCUCAUGGAACGGAACCAGUAUAAAGAACGACUAAUGGAGCUGCAGGAGGCUGUGCGGUGGACUGAAAUGAUCAGAGCAUCCAGGGAACACCCAUCUGUCCAAGAAAAGAAGAAGUCCACUAUCUGGCAGUUCUUCAGCCGCCUCUUCAGCUCAUCAUCCAGCCCCCCUCCAGCCAAACGGUCCUACCCGUCUGUGAACAUUCACUACAAGUCACCUACAGCAGCCGGCUUCAGCCAGCGUCGCAGCCAUGCCAUGUGCCAGAUCUCAGCCGGCAGCCGACCCCUGGAAUUCUUCCCUGAUGAUGACUGCACUUCUUCUGCCCGGCGGGAACAGAAGCGGGAACAAUAUCGCCAGGUUCGUGAACACGUGCGCAAUGAUGACGGAAGGCUGCAGGCCUGUGGGUGGAGCCUGCCUGCCAAGUACAAGCAGCUGAGCCCCAAUGGAGGCCAGGAAGACAACCGUAUGAAAAAUGUGCCUGUCCCUGUGUAUUGCCGCCCUCUGGUAGAGAAGGACCCCACAAUGAAGCUUUGGUGUGCUGCUGGUGUCAACCUGAGUGGGUGGAAACCGAAUGAAGAGGACUCUAGCAGUGGAGCCAAGCCCACACCAGGUAGAGACCCUCUGACUUGCGACCGGGAAGUUGAAGGCGAGCCCAAGAGCAGCCACCCAUCACCUGAGAAGAAGAAGGCAAAGGAGGUCGCUGAGGCGGAUGCUACCUCCAGUCGGGUAUGGAUACUCACCAGCACCCUGACUACCAGCAAAGUGGUGAUCAUUGAUGCCAACCAACCAGGCACUGUUGUGGAUCAAUUCACAGUUUGCAAUGCCCACGUCCUAUGUAUCUCCAGCAUCCCUGCGGCCAGCGACAGUGACUAUCCCCCUGGGGAGAUGUUCCUAGACAGUGAUGUGAACCCCGAAGACUCAGGUGCUGAUGGUGUGCUGGCUGGCAUCACUCUGGUGGGGUGUGCUACCCGCUGCAAUGUACCACGUAGCAACUGUUCCUCCCGAGGAGACACUCCAGUACUGGACAAGGGGCAGGGGGAUGUGGCAGCCACCGCCAAUGGGAAAGUAAACCCAUCCCAAUCCACAGAAGAAGCCACAGAAGCCACAGAGGUGCCAGACCCUGGUCCUAGCGAGCCAGAAGCAACCACAGUUCGGCCCGGGCCCCUCACAGAGCAUGUCUUCACUGACCUGGCAUCUACCCCACCCUCCAGCACCCAGCCUGCCAGUGAGAAUGGGCCAGAGCCCGAUGGCAGCAUUGUACAGCCUCAGGUGGAGCCCAGUGGGGAGCCCUCUGCAACCACCAGUAGUGCUGCACCCACCAUGUGGCUAGGAGCCCAGAAUGGCUGGCUCUACGUGCAUUCAGCAGUAGCCAACUGGAAGAAGUGUCUGCACUCCAUCAAGCUAAAAGACUCUGUGCUGAGCCUGGUGCAUGUCAAAGGCCGAGUGCUGGUAGCUCUUGCAGAUGGGACCCUGGCUAUCUUCCAUCGUGGCGAGGAUGGCCAGUGGGACCUGAGCAACUAUCACCUGAUGGACCUGGGCCACCCACACCACUCCAUCCGUUGCAUGGCUGUUGUGGACGACCGAGUCUGGUGUGGCUACAAGAACAAGGUGCAUGUCAUCCAGCCCAAGACAAUGCAGAUCGAGAAAUCAUUUGAUGCCCAUCCAAGGCGGGAAAGCCAGGUGCGACAGCUUGCCUGGAUCGGUGAUGGAGUAUGGGUUUCUAUUCGCUUGGAUUCCACCCUUCGACUCUACCAUGCUCACACCUACCAGCACCUGCAGGAUGUGGACAUCGAGCCGUAUGUUAGCAAGAUGCUGGGUACCGGCAAGCUGGGCUUCUCCUUCGUCCGCAUCACAGCCCUACUCAUUGCGGGCAACCGUCUGUGGGUGGGCACUGGCAAUGGGGUUGUCAUCUCCAUCCCCCUGACUGAGACUGUGGUCCUACAUCGAGGCCAGCUUUUGGGGCUCCGAGCCAACAAGACAUCUCCAACAUCUGGGGAGGGGACCCGCCCAGGGGGUGUCAUCCAUGUGUAUGGGGACGACAGCAGUGACAAGGCAGCCAGCAGCUUCAUCCCCUACUGCUCCAUGGCUCAGGCUCAGCUCUGCUUCCAUGGACACCGUGAUGCUGUCAAAUUUUUUGUCUCUGUGCCAGGAAAUGUACUUGCCACACUGAAUGGCAGUGUGCUAGACAGCCCAUCAGAGGGUCCUGGGCCUGCUGCGCCUGCUGCAGAUUCUGAGGGCCAGAAGUUGAAGAAUGCGCUGGUGCUGAGUGGUGGUGAAGGUUACAUUGACUUCCGCAUUGGGGACGGCGAGGAUGAUGAAACAGAGGAAGUUGCCGGGGAUGUGAACCAGGUGAAGCCCAUGUUGUCCAAGGCUGAGCGCAGCCACAUCAUCGUGUGGCAGGUUUCCUACACCCCUGAGUGAGAACCUGCCCUGCCUGAUGCCAACUGUACAUAGGACCCUACCUGCCUGCCCCCCCGCCUGUUCCCUGGGGCAGUCAGGUUCGUCCAUCCCCUUUUAACCUCUCAACUUGCAGCUUUUGCCUGAGGUCCAGCCCCCAGCUGUUAGAGAGGGGUGAAGCAAGUUUGGGGAGUGAGACAGGAGGAGUGGGACACCCUCUCUCCAGCAGCUCCUGGCCCUGGCCAACACCCAGCCCCAGUGAAGUCCCAGGGGCCCCUCAGGGCAAGUCAGGACCAAGAUUGCUAUGGGCAGCUCCCACAGGUGGCCCUGGCAGGAGCGGGAGCCGCAUACUGCCGAGUCUUCCCCAAGUCUACUUGCUUUGCAUGCAGCCCUGAGGGACCCAGGCCUAGCCACUGUCCUCUGCCCAGAAGCAAGGCUAGAACUGUCUGGAUUCCGGGACCUCAGCCAGCCUUCUCUGGAAUUUUCCCUGUCUCCAAACUUAUAUUCCCUUGGCCCCAGCCUGGGUCUUACCUGGGAACCUGGCAUGAAAGCUCAGGGCCGUCCUCCCUGGGCAGCUGCUUCAGAAGAUGACAAAUACCCAUUAACCCAAGGGAUCCCAAGAUUGCCCAGCCCCUCAUAGACCAGUGUCCCCUAGGCUCUUCAUGGGCACAAGAUUAACCUUGGAGGAGCAAGACCCUAGUGCCCUGCCCCUCUCAGAAGCCCCAAGGGUAGAAUUUCUCAGGCUGCCAGGGCAGGCACAGGCCUCAGGAAGAAGGAUGGCCCUGGUGUCCCCAGAGUCAGUCCUAGGAUGCAGGCUCGGCCUCAGGUUAAUGGAGGAUGGUGUGCUCCCAGGGCCUGCCUCCUGCACAGGGCUCGAAGGAGCCCAGCUCGCGGACACGUACUAAGUGCCUAGGGCUGCCAGCUGUGGCCUGCUCCCUUGGAGAGCAACUAACAGAGGCUGCCAGGCAGAGAGGCCAGAAGAGCUGAGGACUGGCCAGGAUGGGCAGAGUUAUAAGCAAGUGUGUGGAGGCAGGUGCUGCCCUGGCCCUGGUCUUACUCUUCCAGGGGCAUUGAUCAGAGUCAGCUGGCCUCUACUGCCCUCUCACCACCAGAGAAGCACAGAUCCAGGGGCACUGCCCCUGAGCCCACCUGGCCACAACAAGCUGCAACAUUGCAGCUGCAGGCUUCUCCCCACCAUCCUGCCACCUCUCCACUGUGAUGUAUGUCCCUUGUCUGUUCCCACAGGAGUGUGAAGUGACCGGGGUUAGCUGGGUGGGUGCAGCUGGAGGAAGGGGCCAGUGCAACUCUCCUCAGGCUUUGGCCUUGCAAGUGAACUCACAUAUCUGCUCUGUAUGUAAUAAAUGUCUUAACAGUACUUUUGUCUUGAAACUA
Messenger RNA from Microtus oregoni (creeping vole), 5634 nucleotides. It is a transcript of the gene Mapk8ip3, whose product is annotated as mitogen-activated protein kinase 8 interacting protein 3. The record is from RefSeq and is a predicted model, not a curated record. Gene Ontology annotation, biological process: vesicle-mediated transport. The transcript is spliced from 33 exons. The coding region runs from base 139 to 4266 and encodes 1375 amino acids. Gene Ontology annotation, cellular component: cytoplasm. Lineage: Eukaryota; Metazoa; Chordata; Mammalia; Rodentia; Cricetidae. Gene Ontology annotation, molecular function: signaling receptor complex adaptor activity; kinesin binding; JUN kinase binding.